GAGGAUGUAUCAUAAUGGGCUGCAGCGGGCAAUUUAGUGCCAAUCUCAUCCACGAGUGUUAAUUUGUAAUAGUGUACCGUGAAGUUAUUCUCUGUGCUUACGUUAAGCUUAAUAGUGUAAAGUUAAUCAUUUGUAUUCAUCCCACGAGAAACGCGCAACUCCUGCUGUCUCUUCAGUUCACUCCAAACAACUCAAUUGAGCUGUCAUCACGUCGCUGCAAGGUUUGGCGAUGGGAUUGCGUGCAUGGAUUUGAGUGCAUCUUGUUGACUAGAAAACCAUGAGCAUGGCUCUGGCCUGGCUCCAGUCUAACCUGCCUUGUGCUAAGCAGACCAGUAUCACCAGUAUUGCCACUAUCAAGCAUCAGCACGCUUCCAGUCAAGCUUGCUGAACCUGACCGUGCAGAGAGCCAUGCUGUCGGGGUCUUGGCGGCGUUCUAUGGGGCACCAGCAGCCCGCUGCAGCGCCUGUUGUGACCCCCAGGAGCAUGACAGUGUGUGGGGUCACCAGCGGCACAGUGGUCCUCGAGGCUCAGUAUGACUACAACUACUGCGCCGCUGAUGGGCGGCAGGUCUGCAUCAGGGAGGGGGAACGCUUCGUUCUCCUGAAAAAGACCAACACUGACUGGUGGCAGGUGCGGAGGAUUGGGGCGGCCAGUAAAACAAAGCCUCUGUAUGUUCCCGCCACUUAUGUAACCGAGGUGCCCAUUGCACCGCUGCCAUUGCCACGGCGCCGGGUUGUCUCUGACUCGCUAAACUCAAAACUCAGGAUACUGCCACAGGUUUCACUCUCUCCUAGCCCAAAGGAGACAACCUAUAAUGAACAGCAACAAGCAAACAAACCCAUUUUCCGCUCCGUGGAAAACCUGAACUCCUUCCAGGGUCAGGACAAGAACUCCAGCACGGGUGGAGGCCGCUUCCCCACACUGCCCCUUUGGUCUGGUUUCACCUUUACCUCCAACUCUCCAGCCUCCCUGUCAGGACACCUCAUGGUCCCUGUGUCCCCUGCAGUUUCCAACACACAACAGACAACAUCACCAAACCCCAGGGUUGUCCCCAUGAUCACUCGCAGCCAGAGCUCCAGCAACCUGCCUGAGAACGUGACGGAGAACCCGUACGAUGAGGUGGGCGGUGGCUUCAGCAGUCGUGGCAACCACAAGAUGCCAAAGAAGUCUUGUAGCCAGUGGGACAUGGUGGGAUCCUCUGGCAAGAACAACCAUCUGCAGGUCCCAACAGAGUCCUACAUCUCCCAGCUGUCCUGGAAGGACUCUCCUCUUUACUCUGACAAUCAGCCAGAGAAACGUCUGUCGGUAGCGGAGCCCCCUACCCCUGCCCCAGGUGAGCAGCCCCUUCAGAUCCUAGACUUGUGGGAGCAGUACUCAGACCAGCCCACAGGGAGAUACUACUACAUCAACACCAUCACCAGGGAAAGGUCCUGGAAGCCCCCCCGCCGGGCCCGUGGAGGCACCACCGGCAAGGCCUGUUCGGAACUACCUCAGACGUUACCCAGAGAAACCAGCCAUCUGUCCCUUGCACUUCCUGGAGCUGGUAAUGGAACAGUGCACAGGGUAAGACUGCUGUAAUUCCUAACAAGUGAUCAAGUUCGGCCUCCCUCAUGACAAUUAGGCAAUCUGUAUGAAUGUGGAAUAACAUCACCUGAACUGAUAAUUGGAACAUCUUCCAUGCUGCUAAAAGCGUUCUAAGUUUUGGGAUGAUGAAAUAAGAAUAAGGUCUGCUGUGUGUGUGGUGACAAAAUGAAAAGGAGCAGUUAAACUUGCAGAGUGACAACACAUAACUUAAAGGGGAAAACCCUUCCUCUGUUACUCUGGCUGAUACCUCCACGCUCACCUGUAACCAAACACAGGAAGCAACAAGUGCACACCCAACCAAAGUAUUUUCUUGACUUAGGAAUGUUGUCUGGUUACCUUGUUUUAUCUUUCGUGCUUUACCUCUGUGCUG
This is a messenger RNA of Notothenia coriiceps (black rockcod), 1954 nucleotides long. It is a transcript of the gene arhgap9, whose product is annotated as Rho GTPase activating protein 9. The transcript is spliced from 7 exons. Gene Ontology annotation, biological process: regulation of GTPase activity. Gene Ontology annotation, molecular function: protein binding. The coding region runs from base 409 to 1578 and encodes 389 amino acids. Gene Ontology annotation, cellular component: cytoplasm. The record is from RefSeq and is a predicted model, not a curated record. Lineage: Eukaryota; Metazoa; Chordata; Actinopteri; Perciformes; Nototheniidae.